CCGGCUGCCUCAAUCCAUUUAGCGUCAAAAGUAGAUACGGUUGAAAUAGGACUUUCUUCAGAAAGCUCGUUAACGCCUAAUACAAGAAUAUUUGUUAAUUUAUUAUAUUUAAUUUGCUAGUGACGAUCAUCAUGGCUUAGAGUGUUUCGAUAACUUCGGGUUAAUUUUAUGCAGGAGAGCAGCGAGCAUGGGUGCGAAACAGAGCAAGCGGUCGGUGGACAUAAGCGGCAAGGAGGCGGAGGGCGCCGGCGAGGUGGCGGCGGCGGGCGCGGGCGGCGAAGGCCGCGUGGAGGCGCUGGCCGACGCUGAUGCACUCAAGCCCCAGAUCAACGGCGACGCGCAUAUACACGAACAGACGGAAAAAGAGAAACAGUUGGACAGCGGCACGCCGGAGAACGAGAAGGACGCCACGACAGAGAAGGAGGGUAAGGAGGCCGAGGAAGAGGGCGACAAGGAUAAGGAGGUAGCCCCCGUGACCAACGGCGACACCGAGCCCAAGCCCGAGAAUGGAGACUCGCCCGCGCCCGAAGACGGGAAGAAACCCAAGAAAGAAAAGGUGAAGAAGAAAUGGUCGCUAAGAUCGAUCAGUUUCAGCAGAAAAGAUAAACCCAAGCAGGAGAAAAAGCAAAAAGAUGAAGAGCCCAAGACGAACGGCGAGCCAGAGAAAGUACCCGAGGAGGCGGCCGAAGUUACCCCUGAAAAUGCGGCAAGUGAAGUGGCUGAAGAAGCAAAGCCGGAGGCGGCCAAAGAAGAGAAGACCCCGGAGACUCCAGUAACUGAACCUCUGACUAACGGCAGCAGCACACCCGAGUCGGCUAAAGCAGAAAGUCCAGCAAUUGAGGAACCUGCUGCGCCUGUGGAGCCUGUUGUGGCUCCCACGCCCGAGGCUCCCGUCGACGCUGACAAGCCCGAACCCAAGGCUGUAGUUCAGCCCGACCAGCUACCCGUCAACGGACUCUCCUUAGAAGAACCAAAAACCGAAGUACCCGAAGCUAAACUUGAGGAAAGCAAACCUGAAGAACCCAUCGCAGAAAAGACAGAAACUGCUCCAGUUCCCGAAAUCCCUGUUAUAAAAGAGGUUUGUGUUGAACAAAUGCCUUUAGAACCCUCGCCUCCACCUCUUCCUGCAAAUCCUCCUCCUUCUUCGGUGGUAUCCUUUGCCGCCACCACUAUGGCACCAGAAUUGACAGACGCUUCGCUAGCUAACACUGCUGAACUUGCAAUCUCAGCACCAACCACUGUCCCUGACACUGAUGCAAUCAAUCAUAACGAACCCCUAGCAGACCUCACCGAAUUGAAAUGUGAUAAUAAUACUGAAUCCGUUGCCACUGAACUUCCCCCUCCUCCGAAGGAAGAAAAAUCUGAUGAAAUCAAAACUGAAGUUACGCUCGAGGUGCAGCCGGCCUUGGAGAAGAGUCAGCCCGUAGCGGAGACGGUACAUACAGAGAAAGCUGAACCAGAACCAGAAGCUGAGAAAAUUCCAGAAGUAGAAGUACAGAAGGCGGAAAGCCUACAGGAAGAAUUGAAUACACCCGAACUAGAAAAGACAGAAGAGAAGAUCGACAAUGUGACGUUACAUGUCGAAGACCAACCGGAAGUCGAGACUGUAGGCCAUAAAAUCGAAACAGUAGCAGCAUGUGAAACCGCCGUUACGAAAGUGAGCGAGGUUGUGAUUCCUGAAGUACACACUAUUGAAACCAUCGAGCUAUCGACAGAAAAUAUUACACCACCCCAAGAAUUAAAUAACAUUCAAGACGAACCCGAAGAAAUCGAUAUGCCUCCCGCGCCCGAAUCGGAUAAAAUCGACGACAUUUCUGAGCCGUCAGACGACACUCUAGAUUCCACUAGCGAUCUACCCCCGCCGCCGCCGAUGGACGUAGACGUCACAGAUACGGAAACCACCAAUCACACGGAGCCCAUUGUGCUCAACGGCGUAAAUAACGAGCAACUCAAUGGCAACGAUGACACACAGCAAGAAAAUUUAAAAAAUAAAACCAAGGAUUUGCUCGAAAACGCCGCGGAGACGGUCGAGUGCAACGGAAACAUAGAGGAGAAACCUCGGAAGGAGAGGGCAGCGUCGCCGGCGGGGGACGCCGGCGUGCCUGUGCCGCCCGCCGCCGCCAGCCCGGCGCCGCCCGCGGCCUCGCCGCCACCGCCCGCCGCUGCCGCCACGCAGGAACCUAUGCCGGUUGCAGACAAGCUAGCGGAUUUGAUCCCCGAGGUCCCUGUGGUACCAGAGCUUAAUACCGAAUCGGAGACGACGACCGACGUGGCUGUGACCAACUAAGCUUCGCUUCCACAAGAGACAUGUCGGAAAAUAAGCCUUUAAUUUAUUUCCAAUUUAGUACUGUGGAGUGAUGUCGAACUAAGUUCGAGCAUUAAUUUACAUUGUCAAAGAUGUGGAUUUCAGUUUCAAACGUGACCUUUCAUAUAGAACGAUUAUAGUAUAAGUUUAGCGUGCUUUGCUUCUGUAAAAUUAAGAUUUUAUACAUUUAUUCGCUAGGAUGGAGUUUUUUUUAUAAUUAUAUACAAUAACAAAGUUAUGUAGACAGUAUACGGUGCGAUAAGUUGGUGCCAUUAUUACAGGGGUAUUAGUUUGACGUCGCGUAUGACUCGCUCCUAAAUUACUUCUUGAUGAAAACUUAAUUUACAUUCACAUUGGUUGUUGUAAGUUAGUGCGUAAAAUUCUCCCUCCGAAUGUCCAUAAUUUUCGAAUACUUUUCAAUUACUUUCACAAGUGAUUGUGAUAACAUCACGAUCUCAACACUUGCUCGGUCUUGUAAAAGUAAUCAUAAUGGAUAUAAAAAAGUUAUUUUCUGUAGCAACGCGCGCUUAUGGGAGAACAUGUUAGCAAAAUUGAGUAGAUGAAUGAUUAUGUACUUUUAAUGAGAAAGACACAGAGGUAGGUCUCGAAGAGGUAACACAAGAUAUGUUGCGUUUGCAACUAUAAGAAGGUUUAAUAAUGUAUAUACCGGCUUGGGUAUGCGACCGCGUGCACCUGCAGCCCACCCGGCAUGUGUUAUGGCUUUUUAAAUUGAAAAGCUGUAAACAUAAAUUUGAAGAAUUUGGUCUUAUGUUCUAUUAAUGUACCACUUAAACAUGGUAAAAAUAUCAUCAGUGUUAGAGGACAUUACUAUUAUGUAUAUAUGAAUAAUUGAGUUUCAUACUUAUUUCAUACAAUAUUAUGUUCAUGUAAUAAUUCUGUUAAUUGUGUCAAAUCGAAGUUAAGAAAUUACGUUGUAAGUAAAUUGUUGAGGGUGAGUUUUAAACGAUGAAUUUCCAUUUAUCUCAUUAGUAUAUUAUGAAUUUUCACUAUAAUCUUUUGUAUUCAACUCCUAAUUUAUAUUAAGUUGUAUAAAUUUAGUUGGUCAGCUCUCUGUAAUGCAAAUUCAUGAAAUUUUUAUAAGCUAUUGGUAAGCCACUUUUAUUCCUAGUGAGAUACAUAAUUAUUCAGUAGUAUGUAAACAAUUCAGGCACUCGUUGCGAAAAAGGGAAUUGUAUGGUUGUCGAAUAUUAACUCAAUUAUGAAAUGAGUUAUUAAAUUAAAAAAAACAUUUUUGGACUUAUAUUCAAUGGCCAAGUUUUUUGAUUAUACUAUACAAUUUAUAUGCAUAUACAGACAUACAUAAUUAUAUUGUAUUUAGACAGUAGUAGAAUGUAACAUGUUAGUGAAGACAGCGCGACAAUAGGGGCUGUCGUUAGUGUAUCGAUUUCCACCUCAUACAUAAAAUUAGACGAUUCAUAAGAUUUGAUAUUAUUAUACAAUAUGUGUCAUUUUCUGUAGUAUUCCGAGUCCAGUAAUUGUAUGGUUUCAUAAUCAUUUUUGUAAUUUUAUACAUUUUUUAUGAAAUUGGAAGUGACACAUCUGCAUGAUUGGGGGACCUGCUCCAAAUAUAUUAGCAGUAAACACGAGUGAGACAUUCCAUAUCAAUCUUCUAACCGCUUCCCCUUACAAUCAAUCUCUAAUAACAACUCUUAUCAGCUAGCAACUUAUUGCUGGUAAUAUGAUUAUCACAUACUCUUGAUGGUGUACGAUGCCAUGUUGUAUGUAAAGUUAGCUGUAAUAGCAUUCAUAGUUCUUAGAAACCUUUCAAAGUUGUAAAAUAACAACAUGCAGACUGGCUCUUCUUUCAAACAUUGUAUACUACUAGGUUUAUGGUCAACAUUUUGUUAAGGAUUGUGUCGAUAUCCUGCAACAAUCAUUUUUUCAACUUAGUAGUCUGGAAUAUUGUGGGAUCUUAACACAGUCUGAACUUGUUGCAUACUUGAACAUUGUCACUAAUUGAAUUUUUACAUAAUUUGAAAUAUACAUAGCUAUUUUGCUCACUUGCUAUUCGGAAUUGUACGAUAUUUUAAUAUGUAUGUUAUUCCAAUUAUUGAACUUAAUGUUGAUGUGUGAAUGUCUCUAAUCAAUAAAAAUUUUAAAACUA
Pectinophora gossypiella (pink bollworm) is the source of this 4430-nucleotide messenger RNA. It is a transcript of the gene Akap200, whose product is annotated as cell surface glycoprotein 1-like. The record is from RefSeq and is a predicted model, not a curated record. The transcript has 7 exons. Lineage: Eukaryota; Metazoa; Arthropoda; Insecta; Lepidoptera; Gelechiidae. The coding region runs from base 188 to 2287 and encodes 699 amino acids.